AUGCACAGCUUGAAAACGGCCUCUGAAACAACUGAAAUGGCAAAGACAGACCCGACGAUGUCUGAGGACGCGCCGAUGCAGGCGAAAGCACAUUCCCUCGAUACAUACUGGGGAAGAGUGCGGUCCUUUCAGCAGCGCAUGAACCCGCUUCUGCUCUUCGCGACAAGAACAGAAAUAGAAAGUGCCAAGGAGGUCGCUGCGCUAGCCGACGCUGGCAAUUGGAGCGCACUGCGCUCCCGGGGGGUUACGGAAGAAAUGCUGCAAUCAAAAGUUCUCCUUCGUGACGCCUCUGUGAACCACAGCAACGGCAACGUGCUGCAUCCCCUCUUUCGGCUUGCGGCUUUUGCCCCUGUCAACAUUCCCAUUUGUGCAGGAAUGCUCCUUACGGCUCCCACAGCUGCGAACAGCGUGUUCUGGCAGUGGGUUAACCAGACAUACAACGCCGCUUUCAACUACGCCAACGGCAAUCGGCUAGACGACGAGAAGCAGAAGGAAGAGAAAAAGACAGACGUCCUCAAGGGCUACAGCGCGGCGGUCUUUGUCUCGGUGGGACUUGCGGUGGGCCUUAAUUGCUGGCUCAAGAAUCUCAAUGCUCGACCAUGGGUGCAAAGAAUCCUGCAGGGAACUAUUCCUUUCACGGCUGUUGCUGGGGCUAACGUGGCGAAUGUAUUUUUAAUGAGAGGUCACGAAUGCAUCUCUGUCCUCACGCAGCUCUCAGUUAUCUAUGGCUGCCUCAACGUGGGGCUUCCCAUGGCUGUCGGCAUAUUUCCCUCUACCGUCAAAAUUGCGGCUUCGGAGUUGGAGCCGCAAUUUCAUGAUCUUAAGGACUCCGACGGGACUCCCGUGACGCAUGUGAUCUUCAACCGUGGAGUAUAA
This is a messenger RNA of Cyclospora cayetanensis, 876 nucleotides long. Its product is annotated as probable mitochondrial transport protein fsf1. Lineage: Eukaryota; Apicomplexa; Conoidasida; Eucoccidiorida; Eimeriidae. The coding region runs from base 1 to 876 and encodes 291 amino acids. The transcript has 4 exons. Gene Ontology annotation, cellular component: mitochondrial inner membrane. The record is from RefSeq and is a predicted model, not a curated record. Gene Ontology annotation, molecular function: monoatomic ion transmembrane transporter activity. Gene Ontology annotation, biological process: monoatomic ion transport; mitochondrial transmembrane transport.